Molecule: messenger RNA, 498 nt
Organism: Striga hermonthica
Lineage: Eukaryota; Viridiplantae; Streptophyta; Magnoliopsida; Lamiales; Orobanchaceae
Source: the annotation of a GenBank genome assembly
AUGGCUUCGCCGGAGGAAUUUUCCGACGUGAAUCCGGCUGCAUCGCCGCCCGUCGACAAUCGCAAGGCUUUCGCAAAGGCUGAAUAUCCUGAUGCGAGUAAGAGCCCAGGUCAAACUCUUGAUAGAGAUAUUGCUCUUGCGAAGCUAGAACAUGAGAAGAAGCUGUCAUUUAUCAAAGCUUGGGAGGAUCGUGAAAAAGCCAAAGUGGAAAACAAGGCAGAGAAGAAACACUUUAAAGUGACAUCAUGGGAAAACAGCAAGAAAGCAUCUCUAGAAGCCCAGCUCAGAAAAAUUGAGGAGCAACUGGAGAGAAAAAAAGCAGAAUAUGCUGAGAAAAUGAAGAACAAGGAAGCACUCAUUCACAAGCAAGCAGAAGAGAAGAGAGCCAUUGUUGAGGCCAAGAAAGGUGAAUGGCUUUUCAAAACCGAGCAGAUGGCCGACAAAUAUCGCUCGACCGGACACGUUCCCAAGUCCGGUUUGAGAUUCUUUAGGGACUGA